Molecule: messenger RNA, 4090 nt
Organism: Grus americana (Whooping crane)
Lineage: Eukaryota; Metazoa; Chordata; Aves; Gruiformes; Gruidae
Gene: MIS18BP1
Product: MIS18 binding protein 1
Exons: 16
Coding region: 124-3651 (1175 amino acids)
Source: RefSeq, a predicted model, not a curated record
UGUGCCGCUCCGCGCGCGGGGCCUGGCGCCGCCGGCGUCUGAGGGGGCGGCGGGCAGCGCCGGGGCCGGGGCACGGAUCGCCGUGAGGGGCCGCGGAGGGCUGCGGUCGGGCUCGGCGGCGAGAUGAUCGUGACACCCACCCGAAACCCCGCCGGCGGCCCUGCCCGCCGCCGGGGAGAGCUGCCGUUCCGGUCGGUGUACCUCAGCAGCAUCCCCGCGGGCACGCUGACCCCCCUGAAGGAUCUCCUGAGGGGCCAGGACACCCGCGAGGUCGCUCCGGCCGCCGCGGAGCCGGCGGGCCGCGGGGAGAGCCGCGCCAGAGGGCCGGCGGCUGGCGGCGUCUUUCAGUCCGCGCUGGUGGCGGGCGACGAGGAGCCGCUGGAUGUUGGCGAGAUCCGGGCGGACCCCGGCCCCGAGCGACCGCUGAAGCGACGGGCGUGCGAGCCCCCCGCCCGCGAGUCCCCGGCCAAAAUCUUCCAGCGGAUGAAGGCCAGGGCCCUGCGGCAGAAGCAGGGCUCGGGGCUGCCCGCGGGGAAGGCGCCGCAGAGGAGCUGCGGCAGCGACCUGAUCCUGACGCCCACCCUAAACGCCGUGGAGCAGAGCCGAAGGCGUAAUUACCCUGCCACGGCCGGCCCUCGGCAGAGACCCGCCGAGCUGCCCGGGGGGUGCAUCCAGCCAGGAGAAGAAUUGUUUUGUGCUCAGAUUCCUGAGAACCCAACCACGAAAGCAUUAGCUGUAGACCCUCUUGUAUUGGAAUCCCCUCAGAAGUUCUUCUUGCGUGUAAAGCAGAAAUUGCAGCAGCAGCGAAAAGAUCCAACACCUUCAAACCCAGUCAAGCAGAACAUUCCUCCUUCCACAACUACGGAAGCACCAUUAGUCGAAUCUGCUUUUGCUGAGCAGCUCAGGAAUGGUCCGACAGAGUAUGUGGCCAUGGAUAAGGACGAUCAGGAUAAUUUCCUUGUGGAAUCAAUGGAUGCUGAUGAUGAAAUGUCUCCAAAUAUAGUGACUAGUACUCAGAAGUUAAACUCUGCCCCUUCUAAAAAUAGGGAUCGGUUAGAAGAAAGGUGGAGGAAUGGAGAAGCCAAAUGUGCUGAACUUCAUCAAGGCAGAAGAGAGCUCCAUCCAAGUAAUAAGGAAGAUGCUCAUGGAGUGGAAAAGAUACUGGAGACUAAUUCUCAACAGCCCUCACAGAGCUUAUGUAGUAUUAUGCUCUCUUCUCCCAAAGUCCACAUUCCAAGGAAGCAAAAGCCAAGAGAAGGCUCUAAGGUCCCUUUGGAUAAACCUCGUACAGAUCAAGUUGCUGGCAAAGCAGACAAAGAGAAAAAUGUCUGCCUAACCAGUUGGAGAAUUAAAGUGAUGGAUGGUAACACUGCAAUAUAUGUUGAAGGAAAACGGAAAGAUAUGAAAGAUCUGACUUGGCAUAGUAAUGCAAUUACAGAACGCAUAGCACACAACCGAGUGAGAACAUCAUCCGGCAGUAUCUACUUGCUACAGGGAAAUAUAGAUUCAGCUUCCAUGAGGAAAGAAGGAUUUCCCUACCGUUUCAUCAAAAGAUUUAUGUAUGGGUUUUCCAAAAAGUGGAAGGAAUACAUUGAGGAAUUUCUCGAGGAAAGAAGAAGGAAAGAACAAAAACAAAAUACUGAAGAUGAAAAUGAAGAGAGUGACUCGGUGGUUACGGAUGCGUUGAAAAAUGCAGAAGACUCAGCAAGAAACGUAAAGAAACCUGAAACCAGAAACACCACCUAUGAAGUAUUACCAAAGAAUGAUGAAAACGCUUAUACAACACCAAAGCGCAAUUCUGUAUUGAAUGACUCAAACAGAGUUUACACUCGCAGCGGCCGUCUUGUUAAACCCCCAUUAAGUUUCUGGUGUGGACAACGUGAGUUUGUUGAUCAGAAACUAAAUGUCACUAUAGAAGAAGGUGGAGUAGAUUAUUUGAGCUUGAUGUUUAGUAGUGAAAAAUCCCAACGGAAGACCAGUUCCACCUCUAAGAAGAAUAAAACAAAGGAAGUAAUGAAGGGAACAGAAAAACCACCAAAAGGCCAAAGUAAAGGGAAGAACAAUGAAAAAGGAUUAAGUUCCAAAAGAGAAACCAAGUCCACUGGAAGCAAGGAGGCCAGGCACUUCAUUUCAGAUGAUGAUGAAAGUGAUCGUGCAAUUGAUAGUACAAAAAUUAAAACACAGGUUUCUGUUAAGCUGACUCCCUUAAAUACUGCAGUACUAAACAAACAUGACAACAACAGCAGAAUCCCAGGAACGACAAAGGAAAAGAGAGGAACAGAACAUGGAGAACAGGCUAUGUGUCAGCAGGCUUACAAGUACUCUUUAAGGUCAGCCAAACAACUUCAAGACAAGCAUUUGACAGAAGAAUCAUCAAGCAAAGAUGAGGAAGAGGAAUCCAGUGAAGAUAUCCCACUGUCUAUCAAAAGGAAAAGUCAACCUUUAUUUGAAAAAGAGACUCAAAACUCUAAAUCUUCCUCUAACUGUAAAAGUUCACAGGAUGAUGCAAACAAAGUGUUGUGUGAACAAAGGACAGUAAAACACUCUACUGCCUCCCAUAACUCUACUGCCUCCCGUAAUGUGCCCUUGAGGCUAAGUGUGCCCAAGUGCCUUGAUGGUUCUGAUUUACUGGAAGGAAAAAUUCCUUCUGGUGACUCUAGUACUUCCCAUCUGCCUGAUAAGGCAAUGAGAAUGAGAAGCAGAAUCAACCCUCCAAGGUAUUUCCUUGAAUCUGACACUGAGCCUGAAACCAAUGAAGAGGAAUUUCAAGUAAAAGAAAAGAAUUCAAAAGUAGCGAAUAAAAAACCAAAUUGUAAAGUUUCUAAUACUGCCAAGUCUUCAGCAGCAAAAUCAAGAGAACCUGGGAGGGAAAAGGUGCAGAAAUCUCUAGAAGUUUUUCCCAGUGCAGCUGACGGUUGGUCUGAAAAGGAAUUGCAGAAGCUCUACAGGGCCGUUGCCUCCUUUCCAAAGCACAAGAACGGCUUCUGGGUGGAGGUCGCCAUGGCGGUGGGGUCUCGCUCUGCUGAAGAAUGCCAUCAGAAGUACAUAGAGGAACAACAGGCAAAAGGUUCCAAAAUGCAUGCCAAGAAGACCACCGCUUCAGGCAAACCAGAACAGAAAGAUAAGAAAGAGCCGGUUAUGAUAACUGCCAAAGUGGGGACCUUCAAAAGAAAGCAGCAGAUGAGAGAUUUCCUGGACCAUUUGCCGAAGGACAACCACGAUGAUAUUUUCACUGCGACGCCCUUUCAGAACAGAAGAGUGAAGUUGCCAACGUUCCGGGGAAGCCACGAUGAUGACGAUGACGACUUUGCGCUUACGGACAACCCGAUCACACCUUCCUCAGCUGUCUUCCCUGCAGUGAAAACCCCUCAGUGUGAGCAUAUCAGCCCUGGUAUGCUGGUACCCAUCAACAGGAACGAUUACGACAGGCACGUGUUCAGAAUGCAGAAGAACACGCAGGGCAGCAGAGGCACCUGGGACAAUGUCAAGAAGAAGUCGGCUGGAGGCGUGCUUGGGACGCCGGCUUCGCACAGAGCCAGGUUCAGCUUUGAUCAAAAAGUGAAGCAGACCUCUGUUGUGGGGAAGCUCUUUGUGGCCGAGGCAGAGGAUUCAUCAGAUGAAGAACAGGAUGAUUCCUACUUUUCUGCUUAAUGAACUGUGUGGAUGUUGUUAGUUGGAGACUUAGGUGCCUCUUGUAGGAAGCCAAGGGGUUUGGCCACUGCUCUGAGAUGAUACUUCUGGGAUGUUAAGAGUUUGGUUUGGGAACCUUGACCUGUACUGCUUUAGGUGUUUUAGCACCAUUCUCCUCUUCCCACCUCUCCAGAACAUUUGUCGUUUUCUGUGUGUACAAAGUGGCACUUUCUUGUCCAGGCUCCUCCUUCCCAGUGCCCUGUUUCUCCUGGGGGAGGGAGAAAUGCACUUGGAUACCCAUUGCUGGCAGGUUUCCAUUUGUUUCAAGAUAAAAUAUCUGAAAUAUGGCUGUACAAUAAAUUCAUAAUGGUACAGUCUGUAACUAAUUGAAAUUGCUUUUUAAUUUCCUCUACUGAGAGUUUGAAUUUUUACAUUUCCUUAAUGUAAUAAAAAAAACAAG